Lathyrus oleraceus (garden pea) is the source of this 1484-nucleotide messenger RNA. Its product is annotated as beta-ureidopropionase. Lineage: Eukaryota; Viridiplantae; Streptophyta; Magnoliopsida; Fabales; Fabaceae. The transcript has 6 exons. The coding region runs from base 111 to 1316 and encodes 401 amino acids. The record is from RefSeq and is a predicted model, not a curated record. Gene Ontology annotation, molecular function: beta-ureidopropionase activity.
AAUUAAGUAAGAAAAAUGGAUUCACGUCCUUAGAAAACCCAACAUGAAAUCAUAUUAUAGAUAAACAAUAUUCCAACUCCUGUUACUCUUGUCUAUUACAUAGCGUGGAGAUGGAGAAGAAGUUCCAAAACAGGGAAGAGAAUGAACAAUUCAACCUCUCCAACGAUGGCUCUAUUUGUGGCUACGAUUCCCUUCACCUUCUUCUCAAGGACAAUCUUAAACCCCAUCACUUCCAGGAAGUCAAUCGUUUGCUUACUGGACUUAAUUGUGGAAAAGCACUUGAAACAAUUGCUCUACCUCAAUCUGCUACAGCUCUUUCCACAGAACAUGGUUUUGACCUCCAGGCUUUCUGCUUUCAUGCGGAUAAAGAAGUAUUGAGGGAACCUCGAGUAGUGAGGGUAGGUUUGAUUCAAAACUCUAUUGCCCUCCCAACAACUGCUCAUUUUGUGGAUCAAAAAAAGGCUAUAUUUGAGAAAGUAAGGCCAAUUAUUGAUUCUGCUGGUUCAUCAGGAGUCAACAUAUUAUGCUUGCAAGAAAUGUGGAUGAUGCCAUUAGGCGUUUGGACACGAGACAAGAAGUGGUGUGAAUUUGCAGAACCUGUCGAUGGAGAAUCAACUAAAUUUUUGCAAAGCUUCGCAGUCAAGUAUAACAUGGUGAUUAUAAGCCCAAUUCUUGAGAGGGAUUUGAAUCACGGAGAGGUUAUUUGGAACACUGCCGUAGUAAUUGGGAAUCACGGCAAUAUAAUUGGUAUACACAGAAAGAACCAUAUACCAAGAAUUGGAGAGAUGAAUGAGAGCACAUUUUAUAUGGAAGGAAAUACAGGCCACCCUGUAUUUGAAACAGCAUUUGGAAAGAUUGCCAUUAAUAUAUGUUUCGGUAGGCACCAUCCGUUAAAUUCUUUAAUUUUUGGCUUGAAUGGCGCCGAAAUUAUUUUCAACCCUACUGCUACUAUUGGUGAACUCACUGAAGCAAUGUGGCCAAUAGAGCAACGUAAUGCGGCAAUAGCAAAUAGUUACUAUUUUGCUUCAAUCAACCGUGUCGGGACUGAGACAUUCCCCGGUCCAGUUACUUCUACAGAUUUUAAUUUUUAUGGAUCAAGUUAUAUUUCAGCACCGGACGCAUCCUGCACGCCGUGUUUAUCGCAUCACAGGGAUGGCCUAUUAGUAACAGACAUGGAUCUUAACCUGUGCAGGCAAUAUAAAGACAAAUGGGGUUUCCGUAUGACAGCACGAUACGAGUUGUAUGCAGAGACACUUGCUCGGUAUUUGAAACCAGAAUUUGAGCCUCAAGUCAUCCGUGAUCCCUUACUUCAUUAGAGAUCCUCAUGACCUGUGCUAGAAAGUGCUCAUUGCAAUCUUUUCAAACUGUUUCUUCUUGUGUGGGAUAUUAUAUGUAUUAUGUUCAAAAGAAACAAACUCAAAUGAUGUUUUCAGACAAGGUUUGGAUUAUUAGAAAACUGAAAUAACACUAGUUCUACAUAGCAA